Messenger RNA from Seminavis robusta, 897 nucleotides. The record is from the annotation of a GenBank genome assembly. Lineage: Eukaryota; Bacillariophyta; Bacillariophyceae; Naviculales; Naviculaceae.
CAACAGCUCAACAACAACGUAACAAGACCAAGCCUUUCUCGGAAUGCUUUGCUUUGGCAACGAUGUGAGUUCAUAAAACCCAAACACCAACAACCAUCACCGCCACUACAACCAUCACUACUACAAUAAUGUGUGCCAUUACCAUGAAGCGAAAGUACGAGACCGCCACUACUACCACUACUAGCAGCACUGGAGCCCGCAAGAUGCGUCGCAUCGUCAUGUCGAGUCUUCCCGAUCGCAUGUUGGCAUCUAGCGCCCAAAGUAACAACGAAUGCAGCCCCGACACUACCGUCGCCAAAACACUCGCACAAGAAGCUCCUCUUCAAUCGUACGCUGACUGCGCCGAUUUCUUUCAUGCUCCCACUCAAGCCGAGAUUGAUGCCUACGACCACGAAGCAUUGGCCGCCAUUCGCACGCAAAACAUGGACGUCCUUCGUCAAUUCCACGCCACUGGUCGCCCAUUAAAGUGCUCCAACAAGUUUGGAGAGUCGCUCCUCCACAUGGCCUGUCGCAAAAACAUGGUUGGCGUCACUGCCUUUUUGACACAAACGGCUAGUGUGCCAUUUGCCGUUUGCGACGACUACGGUCGCACACCGCUACACGAUGCCUGCUGGGCUCACACGACCAAUUUUGAACUCAUUGACUUGAUCUUGACGGCAUGUCCUGAUUUGCUCUACAUCAAGGACAAGCGUGGAAAUACUCCUCUCUCGUACCUUCGCAAAGACAAAUGGGCGUCCUGGAACAAGUACCUGGCCACCAAAUCGGCCGACUUUUUGAAACCCAAACAGUUGCCUACUUCUUGCUGAACACAAUGCAAUGCAAAACGACCUCCUCGCUAUUAGCUAUACAGUACUGCCUCCCAGCUUCCUUCCUGCUUCUCUAUCAUACUACAGCUAU